This is a messenger RNA of Otolemur garnettii (small-eared galago), 1612 nucleotides long. RefSeq names its product zinc finger protein 98-like. The transcript is spliced from 5 exons. Gene Ontology annotation, molecular function: DNA-binding transcription repressor activity, RNA polymerase II-specific. The coding region runs from base 1 to 1287 and encodes 428 amino acids. Lineage: Eukaryota; Metazoa; Chordata; Mammalia; Primates; Galagidae. The record is from RefSeq and is a predicted model, not a curated record. Gene Ontology annotation, biological process: negative regulation of transcription by RNA polymerase II.
AUGCACGAAAGGGCAGGAGAACAGAAAGGGAAGGGCCUGUUGACAUUUGAGGAUGUGACCAUAGAAUUUUCUCCAGAAGAGUGGGCAUGCCUGGACCCUGCUCAGAAGAAUUUGUAUUGCAAUGUGAUGUUAGAGAACUACAGCAACCUGGUCUCCCUAGGUCUUCCUAUGGCUAAGCCAGACCUUAUCAUCUGUCUGGAGCAAAGGAAAGAGCCCUGGAAUAUGAAGAGACAUGAGAUGGUAACAGAGCACACAGCUGCAUCUUCUCAUUCCACUCAAGACUAUUUGCCACAGCAGAGCUUAAAUAUUUCAUUCCAGAAAAGGGUAUUGACAACAUAUGGAAGCUGGGGCCUUGGGAAUUUAAAGUUAAUGAAAUCCUGGGAACGUAUGUGUGAGUAUAAGGAGCAUACAAGGUGUUAUAAUGGACUGAUCCAAUAUUCAACAACUAAUCUUAACAAAAUGUUCCAGUCUAAAAAAUGUUUGUUCCAAAGCUUGUCAAAUGUAGAUAGAGAGAAGAUAAGACAUACUAUAGAGAGGCCUUUUAAAUGUAAAGAAUGUGGGGAGGCCUUUAACCAGUGCUCACACAUAAAUAAACAUAACACAAUUCAUAAUGGAGAGAAAACUUACAAAUCUAAAGAAUGUGGGAAAGUGUUUAAAUCUUGCUCAAGCUUUUCUAAACUUAAGAGAAUUUGUAUUGGAGAGAAACCUUACAAAUGUGAAGAAUGUGGCAAAGCCUUUAAUGAGACCUCAUACCUUACUAAACAUAAGAGAAUUCAUACUGGAGAGAAACCUUAUAAAUGCAAAGAAUGUGGCAAAGCCUUUAGUUGGUGCUCAUACCUUUCUAAACAUAAGCAAAUUCAUACAAGAGAGAAACUCCACAAAUGUGAAGAAUGUGGCAAAGUCUUUAAUCAGAGCUCAAACCUUACUGAACAUAAAAGAAUUCAUACUGGAGAGAAAGCCUACAAAUGUGAAGAAUGUGGCAAAGCCUUUAAGGAGCGCUCAGACCUUAUUAAACAUAAGAGAAUUCAUACUGGAGAGAAACCCUACAAAUGUAAAGAAUGUGGCAAAACCUUUAAUCAGCGUGGGAACCUGACUAGACAUAAGAUAAUUCAUACCAGGGAGAAGUACUACAAAUGUGAAGAAUGUGGUGGGACAUUUACUCGGUGCUCAGACCUUACUAAACAUAAGAGAAUUCAUAUGGGAGAGAAACACUACAAAUGUGAAGAAUGUGGCAAAGCCUUUAACCAGUGUUGGUACCUUACUAUACACAAGAGAAUUCAUACUUGAGCAAAAGCUUACAAAUGUAAAGAAAGUGGGAAAGCCUCUAAUAAUUGCUCACAUAUUGACAUCAGAGAAUCAUACUAGGUAACAGUGGAAUAGAUGUAACAACUGUCAAAAUACCUUUCAAAACUAAAGUCUUACAGUGCACCAAGGUAUGUAUACUGAGAAAAAAUACUACAACUGUAAAGGGUGGUGCAAUACCUUUACUUCUGCCACAGAUAUUACUGUGAACAGAAGAAUUUAUAUGGGAAUAGAAUCCUCCAGCAAUUGUUCUCACUUUAAGUUCAGAGAAUUUGAAUCGGAGAGAAUCUCUACAAAUAUAAUAAAUGCA